Elephantulus edwardii (Cape elephant shrew) is the source of this 1497-nucleotide messenger RNA. It is a transcript of the gene COPG1, whose product is annotated as coatomer protein complex, subunit gamma 1. Gene Ontology annotation, cellular component: endoplasmic reticulum; endoplasmic reticulum-Golgi intermediate compartment; COPI vesicle coat. Gene Ontology annotation, biological process: protein secretion; intracellular protein transport; organelle transport along microtubule. The coding region runs from base 1 to 1497 and encodes 498 amino acids. NCBI's taxonomy places the organism in Eukaryota, Metazoa, Chordata, Mammalia, Macroscelidea, Macroscelididae. The transcript is spliced from 15 exons. The record is from RefSeq and is a predicted model, not a curated record.
AUGCUGAAGAAAUUCGACAAGAAGGACGAGGAGUCCGGUGGAGGCUCCAACCCAUUCCAACAUCUGGAGAAGAGUGCCGUACUCCAGGAGGCCCGUGUGUUUAAUGAAACUCCUAUCAACCCACGGAAAUGUGCCCACAUCCUCACCAAGAUCCUUUAUCUCAUAAACCAGGGGGAACACCUGGGGACCACGGAAGCAACCGAGGCCUUCUUUGCCAUGACCAAGCUCUUUCAGUCCAAUGAUCCCAUCCUUCGUCGGAUGUGCUAUCUGACUAUUAAGGAAAUGUCCUGCAUUGCAGAGGAUGUCAUCAUUGUCACCAGCAGCCUGACAAAAGACAUGACGGGCAAGGAGGACAACUACCGGGGCCCCGCAGUGCGCGCCCUCUGCCAGAUCACUGACAGCACCAUGCUGCAGGCCAUUGAACGCUAUAUGAAACAGGCCAUUGUGGACAAGGUGCCCAGUGUCUCCAGCUCUGCUCUGGUGUCUUCGCUGCACCUGCUAAAGUGCAGCUUUGAUGUGGUCAAGCGCUGGGUGAAUGAGGCCCAGGAAGCGGCAUCCAGUGAUAAUAUCAUGGUCCAGUACCAUGCGCUGGGGCUUCUGUACCACGUGCGCAAGAAUGAUCGCCUGGCCGUCAGUAAGAUGAUCAGCAAGUUCACUCGGCAUGGCCUCAAGUCUCCCUUUGCCUACUGCAUGAUGAUCCGGGUGGCCAGCAAGCAGCUAGAAGAGGAGGAUGGCAGCCGUGACAGCCCUCUGUUUGACUUCAUUGAGAACUGCCUACGCAACAAGCACGAGAUGGUGGUGUAUGAAGCUGCCUCAGCUAUUGUCAACCUGCCCGGCUGCAGUGCCAAAGAAUUAGCCCCAGCAGUAUCAGUGCUCCAGCUUUUCUGCAGCUCCCCUAAGGCUGCCCUCCGCUAUGCUGCUGUCCGUACCCUCAAUAAGGUUGCCAUGAAGCACCCAUCAGCAGUGACAGCCUGUAAUCUGGAUCUGGAGAACCUUGUCACUGAUUCAAAUCGCAGCAUUGCCACACUGGCCAUCACCACGCUUCUCAAGACAGGCAGUGAGAGCAGUAUUGACCGCCUCAUGAAGCAGAUAUCCUCCUUUAUGUCCGAGAUCUCGGAUGAGUUCAAGCUUGAAGAUCUGGAAAUCACUGUAGCUGAUCACAUCCAAAAGGUCAUGAAAAUGAACUUUGAAGCAGCCUGGGAUGAGGUGGGUGAUGAAUUUGAGAAGGAGGAAACUUUCACUUUGUCAACCAUCAAGACACUUGAAGAGGCUGUGGGCAAUAUUGUGAAAUUCUUGGGGAUGCACCCAUGUGAGAGGUCAGAAAAAGUGCCAGAUAACAAGAACACCCACACAUUGCUCCUCGCUGGUGUAUUUCGGGGUGGUCAUGACAUCCUGGUACGUUCUCGGCUGCUGCUUUUGGAUACAGUGACAAUGCAAGUGACAGCCAGAAGCUCUGAAGAGCUGCCAGUAGACAUCAUCUUGGCAUCUGUGGGCUAG